AGGUGUGAGGACUCCAACCAGACUCCUCCAGACACCAGAGGAGAGAGAUGCAGCAGAGCCUGAGAGCUACAACCACCCAGAGCACCCAGCUCAGUCCGGGGUCCCCCAGCACCCAGGGGCCCUGACACCCUCUAUGGCCUGAACCCCACAACCCAGCAGCAUCUCCACCCUGCCCCCCCUCACCAUGAGACUGCUGCCCCUCAUCAGCUGCUACCUCUGCAUCCUGCCAGGAGUCCUGGGGGCUCAGGGAAAAUUCGCCUACAAACUGAUGAACGAUUUAUUUGCCAACUACUCCAACGCUCUGCGCCCCGUGGAGGACAUGGACAAGGCGAUGAACGUGACGCUGCAGGUCACCCUGUCACAGAUCAUAGACAUGGACGAGCGGAAUCAGAUCCUCAUGGCUUACCUGUGGAUCCGGCAGGUUUGGUUUGACGCCUACCUGCGCUGGAAUAAGGAGGAUUACGAUGGACUCGAUACCAUCCGUAUACCUAGCAGUUAUGUAUGGAGACCAGAUAUAGUCCUAUAUAACAACGCUGAUGACCAGUUCACAGGCUCAAUGGAAACUAACGUAGUGAUCAGAUAUGAUGGGCAAAUCAUGUGGGACUCUCCGGCCAUCACCAAAAGCUCUUGUAAAGUGGAUGUCUCCUUCUUCCCAUUCGAUGGUCAGCAAUGUCGCUUGACCUUUGGCUCCUGGACGUAUAAUGGAAAUCAGAUUGACAUCCUGAACCACCUGGACACGGGGGAUCUGACGGACUUUGUGGAGAACGUUGAGUGGGAGGUGCUGGGAAUGCCAGCCAAGAAGAACGUGAUCACCUAUGGCUGCUGCUCGGAACCAUACCCCGAUGUCACCUACACCCUAAUGUUAAAGAGGAGGGCUUCAUUCUACAUCUUCAACCUUCUUCUUCCUUGCGUGAUGAUCUCUUUCCUGGCACCGCUAGGUUUCUACCUCCCAGCAGACUCUGGAGAGAAGGUGUCUCUGGGUGUCACCGUCCUCUUAGCCCUCACUGUGUUCCAGCUGCUUGUGGCUGAGAGCAUGCCACCAUCCGAAAAUGUGCCACUCAUCGGGAAAUAUUACAUCGCCACCAUGACAAUGAUCACGGCCUCCACAGCCCUGACCAUCUUCAUAAUGAAUAUUCACCAUUGUGGCCCAGAAGCAAAACCCGUCCCCAAAUGGGCAAAGAAAUUUAUUUUACAAUAUAUGUCACGGAUAUUCUUUGUGUAUGAGGUAGGGGAAAGCUGCAGAAGACCGAAACCUGAGGCUGAGAAAGCCCCCACCGUACAGGUCAUAAAUGGACAAGCCAAACGGGAGGACCCAGGAGCCAUACUGAAAAACUGUCAAGAGGGCGACCUCAAGGGAUCCACCACCAAGGAAGGCCUGAACUGGGGGCAGGAAAAUGCUUCAAGUAAUGGCCACGGUGCAUGGAAGGAACCUGGAAAGUAUGAGAACCAGUCUGGGGGUGGGAAAGGCCAUGGGUUCAGUGAGUGCCCCAAGAGCCAUUGCCUGUGCCACAAUGAGCGCCUGCUGAAAAACAUUGAAUAUAUGGCCAACUGCUUCAGAGAGCAAAAGGCAGCGCAGAAACGGACUGGGGAAUGGAAGAAAGUGGCCAAGGUGAUGGACCGGUUCUUCAUGUGGGUGUUCUUCAUCAUGGUGUUCUUUAUGAGUGUGCUUAUUAUGGGCAAAGCCAUCUGAGAUAUGUCGUCUAAGGUUAAAGCUUCUUCAAUCAUCAUGGGUCCAUAAUGUCCAUUCUGUCCACCCGGCCUGGCUAGGUAAUGUGUAUACCAUCUUGUCCAAGCUCCACAUCAGUGCCCGCGCAGACAUGUCAUACUUGUAAAGGGCUGGGGUAAUGACCGGCAAAACUAGAGAUACAUUCUCCAUAGAAAACAUUUAGGAGGUCAAAGGUUCUCCAGCCGUUACCUGUCUACAGGUUCAAGUAUGAUGGUUUUUAGAACAUUGGUUUUAUAUUAAAACCUCAUGGCCAUUAUUAGUCAGAAGGAGCUAAGUAUAAGUGUAUCAACCACAGAUGGAUAUUGUCCAUAGAGAAGACUAAAAACAGUUCUUUAGGUGAAGUGCUGGUUCCCAUAGGUCUUGCUCAUGACGGACAACCACUGAAUGCACUUGUUAUGGGCAAAUAUAUUGUGUGUAAAAACAGAAGGGCAACCAAUAGACAAGUAUGAUCAACAGCUCAUUAUACCCUCCAUAACCAUACAUCUUCCACAGAUAUUGUUUAUACAGCCAAUACACAGCUUGUGGGCUUAGACUGGUAGCCAUACUGUAACACUCACGGUUAGAAGACAGGAACACUGGAGGUACUGGAUCCACUGGACAUGCAUGGCAGAUGACACGGGCCGUGCCAGGGAGCGGAGUCUAAGGUGCCGCAGGUUUUCACUAGAGCCCACCACAAAGCAGGUUAGUCUUGCUGUGGCAGGCGGCACCCAGGUCGCUACCCCUGGCAUGACUCGACCACACAGGCGGCUGAGGAGAUUCAAGGCACAGGAGCGAUACAGCAACUCGUAGUCAGGGUAGCAGAAGGUCAGGGCUGGCAACACAGGUGCGUAGUCAGGAAUGUAGCAGGAGGUCAGUAGACAAGGGGGUCAGAUACACGGCAAGGCAAGACUUAGUAACGCUUUCUCAAUGGCACAAGGCAACAAAGAUCUGGCAGGAAUGUGUGGGAGAUGCAGGAAUUUAGAAGUGAGGCACAGGUGUUAGACUUAAUUAUGGGAGUGCCCUUUAAUUCUUAUAGCUCCGGCGUGCGUGCGCCCUAGGAGAUGGGGACACGCACGCCGGAGCUGAGAGGCAGGGGAGGAGACAGCAGUGGACCGUGGUGAGUGACGGGCUGGGAUUCGCAUGUGGGCGCAUCCCGCGAUGCGAAUCUCAGCCCCGCCGGCUGGAGGAGAGAGCGGGGCAAUGCGCUCACGGCCAUCGUGUGCGGCCGGAGCGCAAACCGUAACACAUACACUUCCAAACCCUCCAAAGUUCCCCUCCAAAAAAAACUUUUUCCAUCUAUAUGUCUCUACCCCCCUCCAGACUCUUCAGUAGAUCCUCCAGAUUCCUCUAUGCUCUCCAAACCCAUCUGUCCUCUCCAUACUCUGUUCUCUCUAGAUCCAUCUAUCUCCACAUCACUCCUUAGUACUCUCCAGACCCCUCUUUCUCAUUUAGACUACUAUGUUUGUUCCAGACUCCUCUGUCUUCCUCUAAAUCCCCCUGUCCUCCUCCUGUUCCUUCUGACUCCUCCAGACCCCUAUAUUCUCCGCAGGCCCCUAUGUAACCUCCAGAUUCUUCUCCAGACUCUUCCUUCCUCUACAGAUCCUUCUUUCUCCUCCAUAUUUCUCCAGUUCCAUAUUGUUAUAACUUUAUCUCCAAUAUAGUAUAGGGGAGAGCUAUUAGUUCUCUAGUCCCACCAAAAUCAUCAGGUUCACGCACAACGUUUAAGGGUAUGGUAAACAUUCUAGAGCAGAUUAGGUAAUUGUCCAACCCUCCGGCCCUCCUGGAGUCUACAGACAUCACUUGAUAUACAUUGUAAUGGAGGAAGGUUCCCAGUCAUUUUGGACUCACAGAUUCCAUAGCUUUGGACAAUCCAUGACCACAUUAUUCUUCAUUUCAUCCAAUACCGUUCUGAUGAUCCUAUAUGUAUGUAUGAUCCUGUACAUGUUCCGAGGCCAUCGAGGGUGUAUAUGGAAUAAUAAAAAUACAUUGUCCAAGUCUCUGA
Messenger RNA from Hyla sarda, 3707 nucleotides. RefSeq names its product cholinergic receptor nicotinic alpha 9 subunit (gene CHRNA9). Gene Ontology annotation, cellular component: postsynaptic membrane; synapse; neuron projection. Gene Ontology annotation, molecular function: transmembrane signaling receptor activity; acetylcholine-gated monoatomic cation-selective channel activity. The coding region runs from base 185 to 1690 and encodes 501 amino acids. Gene Ontology annotation, biological process: chemical synaptic transmission; monoatomic ion transmembrane transport; nervous system process. The record is from RefSeq and is a predicted model, not a curated record. NCBI's taxonomy places the organism in Eukaryota, Metazoa, Chordata, Amphibia, Anura, Hylidae. The transcript has 5 exons.